Phytophthora sojae is the source of this 1578-nucleotide messenger RNA. RefSeq lists its product as hypothetical. The transcript has a single exon. Gene Ontology annotation, biological process: amino acid transport; transmembrane transport. Bases 1 to 1578 code for a protein of 525 amino acids. Gene Ontology annotation, cellular component: membrane. Gene Ontology annotation, molecular function: amino acid transmembrane transporter activity. The record is from RefSeq and is a predicted model, not a curated record. Lineage: Eukaryota; Oomycota; Peronosporomycetes; Peronosporales; Peronosporaceae.
AUGAUUCCCGAUGAAAAUGUGCUACACAAGCUUCGAGUUGAAAUCAACGUGGUCUCAGCCACCAAAGUUCUGCCAGCGGCACCCCCAAGCAGCUCUCCGGACUCCCGACCACCUAAUGCCACCACCGUUGGUCCAGGGGCUGAGAUUGCGCCAGUGAGGUACAAACCAGGGAAACUGAACCUGUUCAUGCUCGGCAUCACCAUCGUCAUGGGCGGACAGUACGCUGACUGGAACGAGGGCCUCCACUCGGGGCUCUACAGCUUCAUCAUCGCCUACUUUCUCAUCGCUAUCGGCUACUUGUUGCUCUGCUGCUGCACGGCUGAGAUCAACGGCGCGUUGCCAUUCUCCGGUGGUGCCUACGGGUUGGCGCGUUGCACGCUCGGAUUCUACCCCGCGUUCAUGAUCGGGUGCUGCGAUACGACCGAAUACAUCGUCUACACUUCCGCCUCGGUCAUUUCACUCACGGAGCUGGUACUGGAGGCAGUGCCAGGACUGAAACCGUACCAGCCUUUGGUGUGGGGGCUAUUCUACGUUGUGGCGCUCGCCAUCGUGAUCAGAGGCGGUCGAGCCUUCUGGGUUGUCAACUUUACGCUCGGGGGUUUGACUCUGUUGUUCCUUGCGAUCUACUGCUUCGGCUCGCUCCCGUACGUCAGCUUCAAACUGUACGCUACGGACCCAGAGAUGAAGUUUGUUGCAGGGUUUCGGGGAUUUAUGUUGGGUCUCCCGCAUGCGGCGUGGUUGUUCGUCGGAAUUGAGGCGUUGAGUCUGGACUGUGACCAAACGGAUACACCAAAGAAGAUCAUCCCCGUGGUCCAAUUGUUCUGCAUCGCCACCGCUUUUGUGAUUGGAGUUAUGGUUCUGUUCGUCACGGUGUCGCUUCCUCCGGGUCUGGCUGUAGUGGCAAACACUAAAGUUCUCUUCGACCUUGGCUUUUCGUUGAUGUUCAAGAUCCCCUACCACUACGCAGCGUUCCUAUCACUCCCUGCAGCCUUCGCUACUGCGUUCGGCUUCAUGUGGGCGUAUGGCAAACUCAUCGCCGCAAUGUCGACGUCCAGGCUUUUACUCCCGUUCUGCGCCAAAACUACCGCUAGAAGUAAUACUCCGUACAACGCGUUGCUCUUCGGAUCCGCGUGGAGCUACGCGCUCUGCCUUCUCGUCUACGUCGUACCUCAAGUCGGUGAGAGUUUCACAGGAGUCUGCAUGCUCUCCGCUGCCAUGUCGUACUCUGGACAAUGCGUCGGCUACAUCGCGCUCAAGCGGAACUACAAAAACAUCAAAAGCUCCGAGUUCCGCAGUCCGUUCGGGAUCGCCGGAGCCUUCUGCUCCUUGCUGGUGUGGAUCCUCAUGGCCAUCUCGCUACUGACAGUCCAUGACGACGGGGGCAUUGACGCCAUGGGCUUCACGAUCGUCGUGAUCCUCUUCACGGUCUUUCUACUUCUGUUACGCUCGCAAGCGCCAGACUUUUUCUCCGCAGGAAAACAAGAUCAUGUUAGUGGCUCACGUGACGAAAUUCAACAUCAAGAAGGUGGCGGCCAACCGGCAGCACCGACACCACAAGCAGAGCAGCGGGAGCAGUAG